GUCAUAAAACACCAAAAGAAGAAAAAGAACGAAGAACAUUUUUUUUUUUCAAAACGGUUUGGCGCUUAACUACAGAUAAUGGAAAGUGAGAUUCAGCGACUGCAACAGAAAGUGGAAGAGGCAGAAGAAGCUCUUCAGAAGGCAGCGCAGUAUGGACUUCAGCUGUUGGCUGACAAAAUGGACCUGCAAAAUAAAUUAGAGGAUCAACGGAUUGAGAUGACUUUUCUAAUUGAGGGCUUGGAGCAAGAAAAAUAUUCAUUGCAGAGAGAAGUGGAACUGAAGAGUCGCAUGCUGGACAGCCUUAAUUCAGAAUUUGAUGUUGUUAAGAACCAACAGAAACUACUGUUGGACCAGCAGCAAACAAAGUUGCAGAGGAACCAUGCUGUGGAAUGUGCAGAAUUCAAGAACAAGGUGGAUAAAUUGAAGGGGGACCUAGAUGAGGCUCAGCUUCUUGAGAAACAGCUAAAACAUAAAUUGGAGUUGCAGUCCCAAGCUUUAACCAGCAAAAGUGAAGAGCUUCGCAAAAUGUUGGAAUGUACUAAUGAAACAACUACUUCAGAGAUCUUAGAGCUACAAAUCCAGAAGAUGGACCUGGAAACAUCCAUGGCCACCUUAGAGCAACAGUAUCAGGAAUUAAAAUACAAAGAACAGCAGCUGGAGCUGGCUAACUGCAUCCUUCAAAGGCAACUGGAGACACUUGAAAAUACUAAGGAAGAAAAAGAAAAGGAGACUAUGUCCCUCUACAGUGCUUUGGAGAAUUCCAGGAGAGACAACCAGCAACUUCAAAUACAGUUGGACCAAGUAUUGACUCAUUCGCAAGAUCCAAACAGCAGAGGAAAUUCAUUAUUCUCUGAGGUAGAGGACAAGCGUGCAGAAAUGGAGAGACAGUUGAUCAGUGUAAAAGUACAGUACCAGUCUCUUCAGAAGCAGCAUGCUUUUACCAAACAUCAGAUGCUUCGCAUGAAGGUGCAGAUAUCUAAUGUGAUGCAGCUUCAGGGCAUUACAACUGACCCAGCCCAGCUUGAAAGACUACAGUUCAUGUUGUUAGAGAAAAACCAUGAGAUAGAAACCUUGAUAAAGAAAGUGCAACAGUUGGAGAAGGUAGAGGUGACAUUAGAGAAUCGGUCCACUGGUGUCUCCAAGGAAGCUGAGUUUGUGGAUGAGACAUACUACACUGACCUUUUGAAAAUGCAACUAUCGAAUUCUAAGAAAAUGGCAGAGAAACUAAAGGAGGAAUUAUCCAUGGCAAGAAUGAAAGCUUUGUCUGAGAGUCAAAAGGUGCUUGAGUUAGAAAGGAAACUCUUUGCGACAGAGACUGCUUUGAAGCAAGGGCGCAUUGACAUUAUCAAGCUCCAAGUGAAAAAUGAAGAGCUCCAGAUGAAAUAUGAGCCUAAUGAAGCGAAUAAGACACAGGCUCAAAAGUGCAAGAGGGAGAAAUUCCCAAUAAACUUACCUCAUGGAUCUGACCAUAGCAGCAUGGACAUUCCAGGCAUGAAAGCUGAAUCAAGGAAGAAGGCUAUGGAUGAAGAAGUCCACCCUUGUCUAAAUAAGAAUGAAAUCGUGACCCCAGUACACUUAUCCCAAACCCUAAGCUCUAGCUCUAGCUCUGGCUUGCUUUGUGACACUAAAUAUGUUCGCAUUUCUGAAAACACCCCAAUUUCUCCUUUUGAUUCUUCAAGAUCUUCAGUGAAAGAAUAUAUCAGCACACCCAAGCCUGAAAUGCUAGAAAAGGAUGAGAAAAAGGACAACCGAACAUCUGAAUGGUGCAAGAAGUAUGAAGCACCUGUCCAUGUUGAUUCAGAAAAUACCAUGGAAAGACAGUGUGCCCAACAGUAGUAAUCACAUGUUUGUUAAUGUUCACAGUUUAACUUCUUGUUACACAAUAAAUGUUUUGUGAAAAUAACUUGUACUGUAUCUAUGUAUGCCUGUCUCUCUGAUUUAUAUACAUUUAGGGAUUUUGCAGAUGGCCUUAUCCAGAGCUUACAUUUUUUUAAGGGGUAAUGGGCAAGGGGCUUGCUCAAGGCCCCAACAGGGAUAACUUGGUGGUUGUGGGAUUUAAACCUGGGACCUUUCAAAGCAUAGUCCAAUGCCUUAACUAUUGAGCUACCCCUGACCCACAUACACACAUAUGUACAUACUGUACACACACAAAAAAUUACACAAUCCUAAGUUUCCUGGGAUAGGCUCCAGGCACCCUGUAACCCUGUAUAAAAAAAUUAAAUAAAUUGGU
Messenger RNA from Clarias gariepinus (North African catfish), 2230 nucleotides. It is a transcript of the gene spdl1, whose product is annotated as spindle apparatus coiled-coil protein 1. The coding region runs from base 79 to 1836 and encodes 585 amino acids. Lineage: Eukaryota; Metazoa; Chordata; Actinopteri; Siluriformes; Clariidae. The transcript has 12 exons. The record is from RefSeq and is a predicted model, not a curated record. Gene Ontology annotation, cellular component: spindle pole; outer kinetochore. Gene Ontology annotation, biological process: mitotic spindle assembly checkpoint signaling; protein localization to kinetochore; mitotic metaphase chromosome alignment. Gene Ontology annotation, molecular function: kinetochore binding.